Molecule: messenger RNA, 583 nt
Organism: Moneuplotes crassus
Lineage: Eukaryota; Ciliophora; Spirotrichea; Euplotida; Euplotidae
Source: the annotation of a GenBank genome assembly
AAUGCAAACAAAGGGGACUCAGAAACAGAAAAAGUCAAAGGUCAAAGGCCAGUAUAGGCAAGAUCUUACUCCUGAACAAAAACAGGAGAUCAAAGAGGCUUUCGACCUCUUUGACUCUGAAGGUACCGGAACUAUUGAUGUUAAUGACUUAAAGGUAGCUCUCCGUGCUUUAGGUUUUGAACCAAGCAAAAAAGAAAUUAAAACACUGACAGAUAACCUUCAGAGUGAUAACCAGAUGAAGGAUGAUGAGAAUGAUAAGCAAAAGACUAUUGAUUUCAAUGAUUUCCUUGAAAUCCUUACUACAAAAAUGAGUGAAAAAGACUCUGUAGAACAACUCAAGAAGGCAUUCAUCCUCUUUUCUGGUAACAAACCCUUUAUCACUCUUGAUGACCUCAGGGACGUUGCUAACGAACUUGGUGAAAGUAUGAGUGAUGAUGAGCUGAAGGAAAUGCUUCAUGAAGCCUCUAAAACAGACAGUGAGGAAGUCACAGAAGCUAAGUUCUUAGAAAUUCUCAAUGCUAUGGUAGGUGGAGGAAGCUCUUAAAAUUAAAAUAUUCAAAUUAAUUAAAAUAAUUGGGGUUUU